CUCUAAGCCCAUGACCCCUUCGACGACCUAUCACUAUUAGACUCAAAUUUCGACUCCAAUUCCACCGAAACUUCUGAGGGUCCGAAAUCAGUGAGCAAAGCACAGUGGCUCUUCUUCUUCGAACCCAGCAAGAGACCCUGUUUCUCUUCUUUACAAAACAAAAUGGAAAUGGCGAACAAAGUGGCGAGCACAGUUUUGAAAGCGACGAACAACAACACAGUGAUCAACACAUUUUUAGUGGGGUCGUUCGUAGCGCUUAGCGUGAGAUCGGUAAAUCAGCAGAGGGAGAUCGAAGCAAUGGAGGCGGAGAAGGAUUCGCUCACCAAAUCCAACAAGGCCAUGAAGAAGUCCAUGUGGGAUUGGAAGCAAAAGCUUUACGCCGAAGCCUCCACUGACUCUGCUCUCGUUCCGCUCGCUAGACUCAAAGCCAUCUAUGGCGAAGUCCCAGCUCCCAAAAUCAGCGAUUCACCGAAGGAAGAUGCAAAAUCAUCUGCCUCCAAAUUUGUAGUGUGAAGUCAUAUUUGCCGGUACGUGAAGAUACAAGCAUUUCAGGCACAUUGGAAUGCUGAUGGAAACUGUACUUGGGUUAUGAAAAGCCAGUCGGAUUUGUAUUGUUCCUCGUUUAAUUGGUGUGCAUACCAGAAAAUAUUAUAGAAACCAUGACUAGCUCCAAAUUUACCCAAAAUCUUGUUCUUUAAAAUCCAUUACUUGGGAGAACAGCAAAAUAAACAAGCAGCUGUGUUUUGUGUUUUUGUAAACCUUAUUUUAAUAUUUCAUUUCUUGAAAGACAACCAUUUUAAAAGAUGAAGGAUUAUUGAA
This is a messenger RNA of Quercus robur (English oak), 819 nucleotides long. RefSeq lists its product as uncharacterized. Lineage: Eukaryota; Viridiplantae; Streptophyta; Magnoliopsida; Fagales; Fagaceae. The coding region runs from base 163 to 513 and encodes 116 amino acids. The transcript has 2 exons. The record is from RefSeq and is a predicted model, not a curated record. Gene Ontology annotation, cellular component: mitochondrion.